AAGAAACUUAUCCAUCAUCUUCGUUGACCAAUAUAAGACUCUUCCCAUCGCGUUCACCUAUCCAUGGUCACCACCAGCGAGGUACGGACAUGAAACUCCAUUGCCGAUUCAUCUCUCUACUUCUCGAUUCCGAGUCAUCUUUGUUCACUUGCAGGUGACUUGUUGAUCUUAUUGAAUGUCUUACUAAAUAAGAAGACUUUGCCACCUACAUAAUAUGGCGAAUUGGAGCCUCGACUAAAGGUAGUGUAUGUUAUCGGUGAUACUAAAACAUGUUUGUAGGAUUUGUUAGUAGAAAAUUUAUAUAUUUUUUGAUACGCAUAAAAAUACACAUUAAGGACCACCAAUUUCCUUGUCAUCUUUAGAAGGUCGAAAGGGGUCUUUAUUAUAAAUCAUGUUUUAGGAUUAUUCUUGAUUUUGAUAAGUAUCAAACUACAAAGACAUUAUUCAAAUUCUUGUUGGUUUGUUUGUAAGUUUAAUCAUAAUGAUAUCAAAGAAAUUCAUAAAGUACACAUAUUGUUAUACGCAACAUAAGUAUCAAAUUUUAAUUGUCAUUCAUCAUCAUCAUCAUGUAAAAUUUUAAUUCUGGUUUUCUUUGUAAGCUCAAAAAAUGGCAUGGUAUAGAAGGUCAAAACUAGGUUUUGAUGCAAUCUCUAGUUACUUCACCUCCAAAUUAACAUCUCCCAAAAGCACAAUCCGAAAUAGUAAUCAAUUGAGUAAGCUUACUUGUAGUGCAUAUUACCCUCUUAAGGUUUCGAAAGUAAGUGUCGAUAGAAGCUUAAACUCUCGAUUAUAUGCAACUAGUAAUAGAUAUUACUAUGUCGAUUCACGACAAGUUAGACAUUUCAAGCCUCGCGGAUACAGAAGAUGGUUUGAUAACCCCAAGAACGUUUUCAUAGCUGUGUUAGUGGGAUUCGGAAUUGGGUUAACCGUAUAUUUUGGGAAUGUUGAGACGAUACCUUACACAAAGCGGAGGCAUCUUGUUUUGUUGUCGAAAAAUUUGGAGAGAACGAUUGGUGAGUCUCGGUUUAAGAACAUGAAGGUCGGGCUCAAAGGAAAAAUUCUACAUGCGAUGCACCCAGAAAGCGUUAGGGUGAGAUUGAUUUCAAAGGACAUAAUUGAAGCAUUGCAAAGAGGAUUGAAGAAAGAGCAAGGAAAAAAUGAGGUUCUUAAUGAUAUGUGGGUGGAUCAAAGUCGGGAGAAGGGGAAAGAAAAGGGGGGAAAAUCGGCUACUGGUCAUUUGGAGGGGUUAAAUUGGGAAGUUUUGAUUGUGAAUGAUCACGUUGUAAAUGCUUUUUGUUUGCCUGGUGGAAAGAUUGUUGUGUUUACAGGGUUAUUAGAGCACUUUAGAACUGAUGAAGAGAUUGCCACCAUUAUUGGACAUGAGGUUGCACAUGCUGUAGCAAGACAUGCAGCUGAACAGAUUACAAAGAACCUCUGGUUCACAAUCGGGCAGUUAAUUUUGUAUCAAUUUGUCAUGCCAGAUCUUGUAAACACCAUGUCAAAUCUUUUGCUUAAGCUUCCUUUCUCCAGGAGGAUGGAGAUUGAGGCUGAUUACAUAGGGUUGCUGUUGAUGGCUUCAGCUGGGUAUGACCCGCGGGUCGCACCAAAGGUAUUUGAGAAGUUGGGUCAAGUUUCAGGUGAUUCGGCAUUGCGAGAUUACCUUUCUACCCAUCCAUCUGGAAAGAGGAGAAGCAAAUUGCUAUCUGAGGCAAGUGUAAUGCAUGAAGCAGUUGCCAUAUAUCGAGAGGCCAUGGUAGGUAGAGAGAUUGAUGGUUUUUUCCUAUAGCCUAUACAUAUUUUCAUGUAAUCAACUUUCUGUUUAAGUCAACACAUAUGGUGCAUCUUAUACACAUUAAAAGAUCAAAUGUAUAAAAUCCUUAAAUCCUUAAAGACAUGAGUUCUUGCAUGUAACAAUAGUUUUAUUUACAUGUAAUGAAUAUACAAUAUGAAAAUUUAGACUGAAAA
This is a messenger RNA of Lactuca sativa (garden lettuce), 1965 nucleotides long. Its product is annotated as mitochondrial metalloendopeptidase OMA1. The record is from RefSeq and is a predicted model, not a curated record. Gene Ontology annotation, molecular function: metalloendopeptidase activity. NCBI's taxonomy places the organism in Eukaryota, Viridiplantae, Streptophyta, Magnoliopsida, Asterales, Asteraceae. Gene Ontology annotation, cellular component: membrane.